CGCAUACACCCACACCGCAUACACCCACACCGCAUACACCCACACCGCAUACACCCACACCGCAUACACCCACACCGCAUACACCCACCAUGAGUCUCCUCCACGGCGUCCUCACCGAUUCCAUAGAGAAGAGGAAACUGGGCCUCUCCCAGAACGACGACGCGCACGAUUCCGACGAUGAGUACGUCAAUGUGAUGUCGUCGCCUGGUACACCCAUAGCGGGCUCUCGUCCCUCGUCGAGGCCGCAAUCCCCAGCUCCCGGCGGCCGACUCCAGUCUCGCCUUUCGCUAGGCAGCCAGAAGCCGUCAUCAGACCCACUACGAGCAUUUCCGACGGAUGUGUCCCAGCGGAUCUUCAGCCAACUAUCCAUCCGAGACCUUGCUCGGUGCUCGCGCGUGUCCAGGAAGUGGAACAAGAGUCAGACGCUCAACUACAUUUGGUUCCAGCAUUAUCGGAAAGAGAACUUCCACGACGAGAGCUUGCCGCCUGGCAAGUGGACGAAGCGAGAGUCUAAGCAGAAUUGGCGUCACAUUUAUGCUCAGACCAUACCUAACCGCGACCCGCCACCGCUCGGUCCGCUCAAUCCCUCAUCGAAGCGUGGAUCGGGAUAUUCUACUCCCUCCGGCUAUAUGACUCCCAAGGAGUUUCGCGAAGAAAAGUGGCAAGCAGAGGCCGAGGCAGCGGAGCGACCUAGCAAAGUCGAGAUGCGAGAGCUUUACAAGGAGAUGGGCGGCAGGAAGGCUAAGACGAAGACCAAGCUUGGCAGUGCGGGUGGUGCUAGAAAUAAGGGUGGACUUGGGGAUGAGAAUGAAGAGCUCUAAGUACCUUCAAUCAGCGAUGUGUAUAGAACACUAAGAAUGUAGAGUUUUGGAUGUACAACUAGAUGUUGGGGGGCGUUACUCACCGC
Molecule: messenger RNA, 907 nt
Organism: Gloeophyllum trabeum ATCC 11539
Lineage: Eukaryota; Fungi; Basidiomycota; Agaricomycetes; Gloeophyllales; Gloeophyllaceae
Exons: 4
Coding region: 90-821 (243 amino acids)
Molecular function (GO): protein binding
Source: RefSeq, a predicted model, not a curated record